This is a messenger RNA of Girardinichthys multiradiatus, 4511 nucleotides long. RefSeq names its product caldesmon-like. The transcript has 16 exons. The coding region runs from base 903 to 3248 and encodes 781 amino acids. NCBI's taxonomy places the organism in Eukaryota, Metazoa, Chordata, Actinopteri, Cyprinodontiformes, Goodeidae. The record is from RefSeq and is a predicted model, not a curated record.
AUGUUGUUUAAAAGCAUCAGUUUUUAUGUUCGGAUGCAAGGUCAGGUGUAAACCUCUAAAAAGCUUUUAAUUGUACUUCUAACAAUACUGUGAUCUAUCUCCUGGCUGUUUCUUUCAUUCCCUGAAGUUUUUCCUUGUAAGACUUCAAAACAGGCUUCAUGUAACUGAAUUUACUUUCUUACACUGCAGCUGGUAAGUGUUCAGCAGAAGAAAAUAGUUAUCUGGGUUUUAUUGGCCAUGGUUUAUAUUUAGUACUAAAUUCCAAGCUUGUUAACUUAAUACGGAAAAUUUUAAUAUACAUAUUACAAAUAACAUUGCCAGGGAAACCACCUAAUUCUUUACUCCACAAUGCGUACCAAGUCAUUCCUUUGAGGUCAUCAUGUUUUGCACUUGUUUGCACCCAUGCAUAUGUGAUCAUAUAUUCUAUAUUCUCCUUUCACACAUAAAUGGGUUGUAGAUUAUCAGAGUUGAAUGGGCUUCCCAGUUUUCCAAUUAACAUGAUAAAUAAAGAGUUCAACCUCUAUUGCCCCCCCCCCCCCGUGUUUUGUAGACACUAAAAUAAAGUGUGACUUUUUAUUCCUUCUGUUCCACAAGUAAGACUUCAGUAUAGCAACAGAAAACCUCCAAUUAAUUAAAACAAACUUGUGAAAAUGGGCUUUUGGCUUUAGAGCAAGGGAAACUGAAGUCAGCCUGAGGAGGAGGAGGGAGAAAGAAAAUGGGGAGAGCAGAGAGACAAGCUUUGCCUUUUCUGGUAGUCAAAGUCACUGAAAGAAUAAAUAGGAAUUCUUUAGCUGCAGAAGAGCUGAGAUACAAACCAGAUUGUGGAGGCUGAUGCAUGACAAGGGAAGAGACUACACUUCAGAGCUGCUAAGUGAGAAAGUGAGCCAAAUCCUUGGGGCAACAUGGACGACGACUUUGACCGGCGCAUGGAGCUGAGGAGGCAGAGGAGAGAACAGAUGCGUCAGGACGCAGAAAAGGGUGUUUACAGUAAUGAUGAUGAUGAUGAGGAGGCUCGGGAGAGAAGGAGACGUGCAAGAGAAGAAAGAAAGAAAAUGAGAGACAUGGAGGAGUCUGGGACAAUGGACCUGAUCAACGCUAACAGCGUGACAGAGAUCGAAUCCUCUACAACUGCUACUGGAGGAGCAGAGGACGACCAGGCUUUGCUGGAGCGUCUGGCCAAGAGGGAAGAGCGCAGGCAGAAGAGAAUGAAGGAGGCUAUGGAGAGGCAGAAGGACCUUGACCCUUCAAUCAUCUCCACAAACGGCAUGGACAACAGCCUGCAGGAGCAAUCCUCCAUUAACAACAGCAACAAACAGACAGAGGAGGAAGAUGGGAAAACAGAGGAGAAGUCUGCUGAGGAAGAAGUCACAGAUACUGAAAUUAACUCUUGGGGGAGGGAGGAAGAGGAAAACAAGGAGGAUGAGAAGGAGACUGAAGAGAAGAAGGUAACAACUGAAGUGGAGCCUGGGGAACCUGAUUCAGAGAAGAAUGAUGCUGAGGAGGAAGCUGUUCCUGAUCAAAACAAGGAGGAAGAAGAAAGGAAGAGGAAAGAGGAGGAGGAAAGACAACGCAAAGAAGUGGAAGAAAAGCUAAGGAUGGAGGAGGAAGAGAGGCAGAAAAAGGAAAUGGAGGAAAAAGCAAAGAGAGAAGAAGAAGAAAGGAAAAUAAAGGAAGAGGAAGAACAGAAAAAAAGAGAAGAUGAGGAAAAACAACAAAGGGAGAUGGAAGAGAAGCACAAUAAAGAGGAAGAAGAAAAAGAAAGAAAGGAAAUAAAAGAAAAAAUGAAAGAUGAAGAAGAGGAAAGACAUAGUAGGGAGAUGGAGGAGAGACAAAAGAAAGAUGAGGCAGAAAAACUAAAACAGGAAGAGGAAGAAAGGCUGAAAAGGGAAGAGGAGGAAAGACAUAGAAAAGAGAUGGAGGAGAAGAUGAGAAAAGAAGAAGAAAAACAGAGGCAAAAGACUGAAGACCAGAAGAUAAAGGAGGAGGAGGAGAAGCUAAGGAAGAUAGAGCUGGAGGAGAAGAAGAAAAAAGAAGAAGAGGACAAGCUGAAAAAGGAGAUGGAAGAGAAGAAGAAACAAGAAGACAGGAGAAAACAAGACGCAGAACAGAAACAGAAGGAAGAGGAGAGGAGGAAAAGGGAGAUGGAGGAGAAAAAGAAAGAUGAGGAGGAGAAGAGGAAAAAGGAGGCAGAAGAGAAGAAGAAAAAAGAAGAGGAGGAUAAUCGCAAAAAGAGAGAGGCCGAAGAGAAGAAGAAGAAAAAGGAGGAGGAGAAACCAAAGAAACUUGGCUUCAAAGAGAAGAAUGAACCUCCCAAACUGAAUGGAGCCAUCUUUGAGAAUAAACUGAAGAAAACAGAAAAAACAUCAAGCAGGGACAGUGUUCCUUCCAGCAAGGCAGAUGAUGCUGAGCGUCAGGAGGCAGAGCGUAAGCUGCUGGAGCUGAAACAGCGACGGAACAACACGGAAACCGAGGAGCUCGAGAAGAUGAAGCAGAAGCAGCACAAUGCAGAAGCUGAACUGGAGGAGCUAAAGAGGAAGAGAGAGGAGAGGAGGAAAAUCCUGGAGGAGGAGGAGAAGCAGAGGAAGAAGGAGCAAGAGGAAAAGAAAGCCAAGGAGCAGGAGGAGAGAAAGAGGAUGAAGGAAGAGAUAGAGAAAAGAAGAGCAGAGGCUGCAGAGAAGAAGAAACAAAUGGGCGAGGAAGCAGCAAAACCUGAUUUCACCAUCAGUCCCAAAGGCUCCUCUAAGAUUGGGGAAAAAGCCGAAUUUUUGAACAAGUCAGCUCUGAAAAGCCCAACCAGGUUGUCGCAUACUCCAUUGGUGCCCAAGAUUGGUAACAGAUUGGAACAGUUUACCUCUGCCAUUCAGGGAAACAAAGAGGUGAAAUCCCCCAAGUCUCCUUUGGCUGAUAUUCCUGCAGGAGGCACACGUAACAUCAAAAGCAUGUGGGAGAAAGGCAUCGUGAGCAGCCCCCUUGAAAGUCCAGCUCCUGCAAACAAGGAUGUGGUUGGUAUCAGAGGAAGUGUGGCAGGACGCGUCAACAGCUUGAAGGCAAAGCCAGCAGAAACAGAGAAGACACCAGCUCCAGCUCCGGCUUCAGCUCCAGCUCCAGCAGCAGCAACAUCACCACCACCAGCUGCAAAGCCAGCAGAAGCCAAACCAGGUGAAGUGGGUAAGCGUGGCAUGUGGGAAACCAAAAGAGCCUCUACACCAGCCAAGGUGGCGGUCGGAGGAAAAAGCAAGUUUAAUUAGGAAAACGGAAACUGCUUGAAACAAACAAAAAAAAAAACAACUGGUGAAAGUUGUUUCCUGACUGAAAAGGUUUCUGCUCUCCUUCGUGCUCCUUUACCCUUCACCACACUUAUAAUUCCCACGUAGGCCCCACCAGAACGGGAACAGAGGAUCCAGGCUGCACGUCACCAGCAUCAGCUACCAUCCACGCUCUGUAGUAUCAGUAAUUCUGCACUGUUGCAUAUAUAAUGACCUUUAACCCCAAUCAAGGUGAAGUUGAAAUUAUUACACCUGAUUCCAGCUAUCUAGAUUACUGCCAUGACUGUUAGAGAGGAAUCAUAACCACUUAUUCAACUCAUUACAAUAUGACAUAGAAAUGUUACAACAAGAAUGAACAUUUAAUAAAUAAAUAAUUUAUUUAGAACAAUAACGGUAAUCUUCAGACAUCAUUGUUGGGAGUUACUCUUCACAAGAACUGGCCCAAGGAAUAAGUGAACUUAGCAACUUCUUAGGUCCUCCAAACCAACUGGGGGACCCCAACAGCACUACUACUGUCACCCAAGUCGAGUUUGCAAAUGUUAUUUUAUGUAGAAAGAGACGCAGGCCUAAUUAUGACUUAAACGAUCUUUGCUGUCAUCAUCACAUAGAGUAACAUUAACUUAGUCUUAACACUUUUAACUUGACUAUGACACUGCUCCUGGAGACAGCCCGUCAUCUGGAUAUUAGGAGAAAAGCCUGUAUAUAAUACAUGUGUUUCGGUAAAAUUAUUACCUUCUACGAUGAUGCUCUGUAGAUCAGUUAGAGGCCAUCAGUUUAAAGAGCUAUAUAGCUUCUAAAUGUUUGAAAUCUGUUUGUAUCACUUAGUUUGUUUUCCAAUGAAUAUGUUUUUCUUUAACAAAUCUUUUUUCCUGUUGCACAACAGAUCAGUUUUUCUAUUAAAGUAAGGACCAUUUUAAGCUUAUCAAACAGACCACUGAGUUUUUUGUCUAUUACUGCUCCUGGUUAUACAAAAUGCUUCACGUUUUGUGCAGAUAGCAACAGAAUCCUUACAUGCCACCUUUUUUUGUACUGUAGCUCAGUCUGUGAUACGUUGGAUAUCUAUGGAUCUAUUGGUUUAUCAUCUGCACCAACAACCUGUUUUUUUGAAAACCUGUAAUUAAGAUCGAAUGUCAGCAGUGCACAUUACAGUAGUUUAAUCUUGCCCAAAUGGUGUUGUGGUUGAUUGCCUUGCUUGAUUUGUUUUGACAAUAUUGGUUUUGGCAAUAAAAAAAAUGAAAAAAAGUA